Molecule: messenger RNA, 5068 nt
Organism: Corythoichthys intestinalis (scribbled pipefish)
Lineage: Eukaryota; Metazoa; Chordata; Actinopteri; Syngnathiformes; Syngnathidae
Gene: tut1
Product: terminal uridylyl transferase 1, U6 snRNA-specific
Exons: 10
Coding region: 209-2635 (808 amino acids)
Cellular component (GO): mitochondrion; nuclear speck
Molecular function (GO): RNA binding; poly(A) RNA polymerase activity
Source: RefSeq, a predicted model, not a curated record
GAAAAUGUUUUGGGGAAACCAUUUGUUUUACUAAUUUUAGACGCGGAACCUUUGAAGCUCAACUGGAACAAUCGGGAACACAUUUUGUGUUACACCAGGAAGAGCGUUGGUUUGACGUUGGAGGGAGAUUCGAGAGGCACAUGGAAGCUUGUAUGUUGUGCGCGUGUUGACUUUAUUUUUGAUUUUUCAAAUUCAUUUUCUUACCAUCAUGGAAUCAGAAAGUGACAUCAAAACGACACCGAGAGGUUUUCACUGCGUCCUGUGUAAGGUCAACGUACCAAAUCAGUCAAGUGUGGAUCAGCACGUCAAAGGGCGCAAACACCAAACAUUAAGCAAUGUUCGAACCACCAGGAAGACUCAGGAGCAGCACAGCGUGUUUGUCAGCGGCAUCAAGCCUGACAUCUCGCAGGCUGAUCUGGUUGAAUACUUCCAGAAAUUUGGGACUGUUUCUGACAUUAUCUUGGAUAAAGAUAGGGGUGUAUUUGCCAUUGUGCAGUUCAGUGAGACAGACAGUAUUCAGGCAGCUUUGUCUUGCAUAGAGCAUCGUAUGAAAGGUUUAAAUCUACGUGUCAAACCCAGAGAGAAGAAGGAAUUUGCGUACAUCCCCAAAAAGAAGUGUGACUUGCAGAACCUGCAACAAGUUCUGGACCGCCUAAAACCCCAACUGUGUCAGCUGCCUUCUGUUAAUGCUCAAAUGCAGUACAUUGAGAGCAGGUUCCAGCUUGGAGAUGCCGAGAAGAAGGCCCGGAACUUGCUGGUGCAACUCUUGCAGGAGAUCUUUGUGGAGUUUUUUCCAGACAGUCAAAUUCUGCAGUUUGGUUCAUCUGUCAACACGUUUGGUAUUCAUUCCUGCGACCUGGAUUUGUUUCUGGACUUGGAGAACACUAAAGUCUUCCAGGCCCGUGCCAAGUAUACAUCAGAGGCAGCUGAGUGCAUGUCUGAUGAUGGCCGCUCUGAGGACUCCAUCCUGUCUGACAUUGACCUCAGCACGGCCUCCCCUGUAGAGAUUCUGGAACUAGUGGCCACCAUCCUGCGGCGGUGCGUUCCUAGCGUCCACAAAGUCCACAUGGUGAGCAGUGCUCGGCUCCCAGUGGUGAAAUUCCAUCACCGUGAGCUCAAUUUGCAAGGGGACAUAACGGUCAACAACAAACUUGCUGUAAGGAAUACACGCUUCCUCCAGCUGUGUUCAGGAAUAGACCACAGACUGAGGCCUCUGGUGUUCACCAUUCGUUACUGGGCCAAACAGAAGCAACUGGCUGCUUGCCAAAUACAAAGCGAAGUUUUAUUUGUGUUGAAACUCAAAGGUAACCCCAGUGGUCCUGGUCCAUUGCUCAACAACUAUGCUCUGACACUGCUUGUCAUCUUCUUCUUGCAAAAUUGUGAGCCUCCUGUCAUCCCUACUGUGGACCGCCUUAAAGACAUGGCCUGUGAAGAAGAGGAGUGUCUGAUUGAAGGAUGGAAUUGCACCUUCCCCAGUCAGCCCAUUGCAGUGCCCCCUAGUGGAAACACUCAAGACCUCUGCACUCUUUUGGCUGGUUUCUUCUCCUUCUAUGCCAAGUUUGAUUUUGCAAGUAGUGUCAUAUCUCUGAGGGCGGGGCGUGUACUCCCAAUCACAGACUUCCUGUGUAACAAAGAUAAUUACAACAAAGAUAAAGACCAGGAAAAGAACACCAAACCACAGCAGAGUGGACCAAAACUGGGACCCCUCAAUAUUUUGGACCCCUUUGAGCUUUCACAUAAUGUAGCGGGAAACCUGAACGAGCGUUCUCAGAAAUGCUUCCAGAAGGCAUGUCAGGAUGCCGAAAAGUACUGCCGCAGCCUCCAGUACCUGCGCAAGUCUACAAAGGGGAAGAUGUGGGGGCUAGUGCGCCUAUUUACCCCUGAUGGGGGAGUUGAACAAACGACACCAGACGAGCUGAACAUAAGCAUCCCUUUCAAAUCGUUCGCGCUCCCGGAAGCCCUCCGCAAUCAGCUGCAUGUGGCGGGAGAUGAUUUCAGGUCAUUGUGGUUUGAAAAGGUGUGCACUUGUGUGCAGAAGGUAUUUCAAAGUGUCCUCAGAUGUGAGCUCACUUUGUCUGCGGGUUUCGGCGUUUCAGAGGAUUUAGCCGCCGACGUAUCUGUGGAAAUGGAGACCAGUUCAGGCUCACUUAAUACUUCAGCUAAUGACAGCCUGAACUCGCCUACCAAUGCUGCUCAGGUGGGCGCCAAACGGCGACUCUCUGCCAGUGACGAGACAUCACUCUCCCCCCAAGGAAAAAAGGCAAGGAUGUCCAAAAGGGGCAAGCGGGAGCUCCCUUACUGGCUAUGGGUGCAGAAACACUCUGUGUGGGCCGGCAGGAGGAAAGUGAGGCGUGAGAUCAUCAAAGACGCCGACCUUCAACCCGAGGGAAGCUGCAUGGAUCUGGAGACCAGAGUCACAGAUCGCAUCAUUGAGAAAGAAGAGGAGCUGAAGGAACCGCUUGAGUUCAAGGUUCAGCCUCAUGUGGUGGGUGGGACAGAGAACACAAGAACAGUGUUGAAGUUGGAGCCGUGCAGCGACCGGGCUGGAGUUCUUCAGGACUUUGUUCAUUUCCUGGACGCUUUCCUGCCCAAGAUGGUAGAGUCGUUGCUGGAGAAAGAAGCAGGGGGUAGCUAAGAUGACUCAUCACUAGAAAUUUUUUUUGUGUUGAAUCAAAAUGGCUUUAAGUGCAGCAUGAAUGACCUUCAGUGUGGGUCAUAGAGGAGCUACUCUACUGUAUGUGUGUUUAGAUUUAUUAGCCACCAUCCUUAAAUUGAAUAUACAAAGUCUACACACCCUUUUUUCAAGUAUUUUUGAUACAAAGAAAAACAACAUUCCAAAGUGUUGUUAUCAUUUUAUUUUAAGGUGUUCUGAUUAACCCCAAAUGAAGUUUAGAUUUUCAAGUAGACUCGUUUUCUUAUUGUCUUUUCUUCAGUUUUGGAAACUCGUCCAUUUAUUGCUGGUGUUACUAUUGUGCUAUACUUUCAUAACUUGUUGAUGAAUUAUAUUUUUAAACAUGUUGUAAUUUAAUGUAAAGCCUACUGAAACAUCAGCUAUGUAUUUAGGUCGGAUCAGUUGCUUUAGAUAAAUGCCGGUGUGUAUUGACUCCUAAAGUAUUUACCAUGAGUUUGAAUGUGAUUGGAGAAGUUCACAUUAUGUGGUAAGUUAACUUAUAGGUCACAUUAAGCGGUGGAACAUGUUUUGUAAAUUAAUUGAUAAUGAACAUUUGUUUAAGCAGAAUAACAUUUCCUUGGAAGUCCAAAAAUGUUGUUUAAGAGGUGGCUUUUUUUUUUUUUUUUUUUUUUUUUUUUUUAUGUUUGAUGAAUAUGAUCCUCAAAAACCAAGAUGCUCUGAAGAGAAAGAAAUUGGGACAUAGCCAUGAAAAAAAUAAAAUAAACCUUUGUAUAUUCAUGAAGAAAAGUCAAUUUAUUCAGUUUUAUUGUUACUAGUAUUAGUAGAUCAGUGGUACCUUUUUUAUUGUUUACCGAGGUGCUACCCAUGCUCUCAUUGUUUUAGCCAAUGAGCCUAGGCACAUUCGAAACAGAAUAAUGAGAGUAAUUAUCCAGUCAGGCAGAUGCUUUUAUUGCUGAAGGAGAGGGAUGCCUGGUGCUCUACCAUGCUGAUUAACAUCAUACAUCUCACUUCUAAGUAAAUACAUAUAUGCACGGCGAAGUUGGGCUUCUUGCUUGUUAUAUUUAUGUGGAAAUCUAAUACUGUACAAGAAUGAAAUCUAAAACUAUGAAAAACCACAAACUAUGAUUCCAAAUGCAGUUUACUUUUUCCAAACUCGUAUUACAACAUUACCAUUAAUAAUAGAUGACUUAAAAUGGUUUUAGUGUGUAGAAGUGUGCAUGUACUGGCACAUGCUGUUAUUACUCAGUUACUUAUCAGCUAAGGCUACAUUUAACUCUUGCAAAAAUACAAAACAGGUCUUCCCUUCAUACUUCCGUGAGUUGACAGUGAGUGGCAUCCGUUGCGAGUGCCGUCCCUAUUUGAUGCUUUUUGUUUUGAGUUGUGAUCAAAGAUUUGACAAAUGAGUAUGCUUCGAAGUCUUCGCUUCAAAAAUGUUGCCUUUGCCGCUUGUCCGCUAUGCAAGGGACAUACUGCAUAGAGAUAAGCAGAACAAUUAAAUGUUCUUUCAUCAAAUUGCAGAAAGUACAAUUAACUUUUCCACUUGUUUCUGUUUAAACAGUAGUAUAACUACUUUAUGUGUUGAACUAAUUAGCCAGAUCUCACUUCAAGUAAAUAAUAGGUGACUUAAUGGAGACACCAUUAUACAUUUUGUGAAAUGAGAUUGUUCUGUGAGAUUUAAAAUAUGCAUAUGUCUUGGCUUAGUAAAGGUUGGGUAAAAUGUGGAACUCGGAUAAAAUAUUCACAAAUCAUCUUCGUGAACUAAAUUUUCAGUAUAUAUUUUUUAUCUCUGAGCCAAUUGUCACUCGAAACCAUUUGCUUUCUGAUGCUUCCAGCUACUCUGAUAUUAACUUUCUUUUUGUUUCUUUUAAGGCACUAUUGAUAUACGACCAGUCUUACACACCCACGCCUCUAAGCCAGAGAGUCAAAGUGAUUGAUACCAAACUAUGAGUGUUUGCUUGAGGUGGGCCAAAACAAGGAAGCAGAUUUGAGCACCAAUGUUGAGCCUUACAGAAAUACUCGAGUUUGUUAACAACUACAAUGAAUCAAUUGGUUGAUUUAAACUUAAAGACGAUAAGUGAUCAAAGGUGGGUUUAUUGAGAAAUGAUAACAAAGCUCACAACUGUAUCACACAGGUAAUUGUAAUUUCCUCCUAGAAUUGAUUAAGCUAGCUAUAUCUGCAAAAGAAGAAGACUUUCUGCUUGAAAAUGAUGAUCACUUAAGUCAGACAUCCAGGAUUGUUAGCAGGUAACAUCAGCUUUUCCUCAAUUUGUAUAACAUGCUAUCAAUGCUUUCAUGUGAAAAUGCUUUUUUUCCUUGUAUCUUCAUUGUUAGGCUGGAAAAAUUUUGCUCUACUAGAUACACGGUAUGCAUGUUACUAUUCCACCAAAUUUUUUUGUGUUAAAAACAGCAGUUGUUUUUAAAAGUACUUUGGAUCUU